Sabethes cyaneus is the source of this 510-nucleotide messenger RNA. Its product is annotated as zinc finger HIT domain-containing protein 3. The record is from RefSeq and is a predicted model, not a curated record. Gene Ontology annotation, biological process: snoRNA localization; box C/D snoRNP assembly; maturation of LSU-rRNA from tricistronic rRNA transcript (SSU-rRNA, 5.8S rRNA, LSU-rRNA). Gene Ontology annotation, cellular component: pre-snoRNP complex; nucleus. The transcript is spliced from 3 exons. The coding region runs from base 26 to 451 and encodes 141 amino acids. Lineage: Eukaryota; Metazoa; Arthropoda; Insecta; Diptera; Culicidae. Gene Ontology annotation, molecular function: protein binding.
AGAGGCGGCAGUUUAAAUUACAAACAUGGUUCAAAAGUGCGCGGUUUGUGGUGAAAAUGAUAAAAAGUAUAAGUGUAAAACCUGUGAAGUUCCCUAUUGUUCUUUAGAGUGCUACAAAAAACACCAAGAAGUGACCUGUAAACCCGUGCAAAAUGAACCACUAUUCAAGGAGGAUCGGCAACCCCAGAGAACCCUGCUGUACACAACUGUUGACACUGUAGAGGCAGACAAGCUGGAACUAUUACGUCAAUCGGAUCACCUGAAAAAUCUACUCUACAACCCCCACCUCCGACAACUACUGCAAGAGAUAGACUCCGCCUCGGACGCUAGACGAGCCAUUCGAGUGGCCAUGAUGGAACCCCUGUUCGUGGAAUUCGCAGACGAGUGUCUGAAGGUUGUUGACCCUCCGGACGCAAAUGAAACACAAGAGCUUCUUCUAACUUCGUCCUAACCUCGUACUUUUGUUUUAAUAUUAUACUGUAAGAAAACGUAUUUACAAAAUCAAUGACC